Messenger RNA from Arabidopsis lyrata subsp. lyrata, 1282 nucleotides. Its product is annotated as homoserine kinase. The record is from RefSeq and is a predicted model, not a curated record. Gene Ontology annotation, biological process: L-threonine metabolic process. Lineage: Eukaryota; Viridiplantae; Streptophyta; Magnoliopsida; Brassicales; Brassicaceae. Gene Ontology annotation, molecular function: homoserine kinase activity; ATP binding.
UGGAGGAGAGGGGGUCGACGAGAUUAAAGUCCAAUUCCCUUUGGUCUCUCUUGUUAUAUUGUGAUUUGAAGAUUUUUCUUCAGUUCCAUCAAUGGUGACCAUUUGUUUUCAAUCUCCUUCAAAACCCAUUCACAAUAUUCAACCAAAAUCAAAACUUUCAUCGCAGGUAAUCGCUAAAGUCUCUGUCUUUAAACCCAGAGCCUCCGUACAAAUCACAAAGCUUGUCAUCGUCACCGAGCCAGAGCCAGUUUUCACCUCCGUCAAAACUUUCGCUCCGGCGACUGUUGCGAAUUUAGGUCCAGGCUUUGACUUCUUAGGAUGCGCCGUCGAUGGUCUCGGUGACCACGUCACUCUCCACGUGGAUCCCACAGUUCGUAACGGAGAGAUCUCAAUCUCUGAGAUCACCGGAACCACGACCAAACUCAGCUUUGAUCCACACCGGAAUUGUGCGGGAAUUGCAGCUAUGGCGACGAUGAAGAUGCUUGGGAUCAAAUCGGUUGGUGUAUCGUUAGCUUUGCAUAAAGGACUUCCUUUAGGUAGUGGUUUAGGUUCUAGCGCGGCUAGCGCCGCCGCAGCAGCUGUGGCGGUUAAUGAAUUAUUCGGCGGGAAAUUAGGAAACGACGAGCUAGUUCUCGCCGGAUUAAAAUCGGAAGCAAAAGUCUCAGGCUUUCACGCUGAUAACAUUGCUCCGGCGAUUAUGGGUGGAUUCGUUUUGAUUAGAAGCUACGAGCCGCUUGAUUUGAAACCUUUGAGAUUCCCAUUGGAGAAAGAUCUCUUCUUUGUUCUCGUUAGCCCUGAUUUCGAAGCUCCCACUAAAAAAAUGAGAGCAGCAUUAGCAAAAGAGAUUCCGAUGGCUCACCAUGUUUGGAACAGUAGCCAAGCGGCGGUGUUAGUGGCGGCGGUUUUGGAAGGUGACGUGGAGAAUCUUGGGAAGGCGCUGUCGGAUAAAGUAGUGGAGCCGAAGAGAGCACCAUUGAUUCCGGGAAUGGAAGCUGUGAAGAGAGCUGCUUUAGAAGCUGGAGCAUUUGGUUGCACUAUAAGUGGAGUUGGUCCAACGGCGGUUGCAGUGAUCGACACGGCGGAGAAAGGUUUCGAGAUCGGAGAGAAAAUGGUGGAAGCGUUCUUGAAGGUCGGAAACUUGAAAUCUAUUGCUUCUGUGAAGAAACUUGAUAAAAUCGGAGCUAGACUUAUCAAAAGUAUGUAAUUUUUCGAGUUUUACGGAUUUGUUCUAUGGAUUCUGCAAAUAAAUGGUAAAUGAUAAUAAAGAGAUUCGUAAUUGAAA